CGGGGCCUGUGGCCAGCUCCUCGAGCCGCCAGCCCAUCCUGCCGCCCGCAUGGCCGCCAUCAAGGCCCUGCAAGAAUGGUGCCGGCAGAAGUGCGAGGGCUACCGGGACGUGAGCAUCACCAACAUGACCACCUCGUUCCGCGAUGGCCUGGCCUUCUGCGCUAUCUUGCACCGACACCGGCCUGACCUUAUAAACUUCAAUGCCCUCCGGAAGGAAAACAUUUACGAGAACAACAAGCUGGCCUUCCAAGUGGCUGAGGAGCAGCUGGGCAUCCCAGCCCUGCUAGAUGCUGAGGACAUGGUGGCCUUGAAGGUUCCAGACCGGCUGAGCAUCCUCACCUACGUCUCACAGUAUUACAACUACUUCCACGGCCGGUCCCCAAUUGGGGGCAUGGCUGGCAUAAAGAGACCCUCAUCAGACUCGACUGAAGAACUUUCUGGAAAGAAGAAGGAUCUGUCCCAGCCUGCCAAGUUGCCCUCGCCUGCUCCAAUCCAGAGGUCACCACUGUCCCCAGCUAGGACAAACCCUGUGGUUCAGAGGAAUGAAGGUGGCUCAGAGAGACCCUCCCCAAAGGCUGCUCUGGGGACUGCGGGAAGCUCUGUCAGCAGCAUCUGUGGGGUCUGUGGCAAACACGUCCACCUUGUGCAGCGGCACCUGGCUGACGGGCGCCUCUACCACCGGAGCUGCUUCAGGUGUAAACAGUGUUCCAACACACUGCACUCAGGGGCCUACCGUGCCACAGGAGAGCCCGGUGUCUUCGUCUGUAGCCACCACAGCUCAGAAGUCACCUCCGUGAGCCCCAAGUUGUCAAACCUGGCCCCCAGGAAGCCAGGGGUUGCCACUGCAGACACCAGGCCAGUCAGUGUCUCACAGAAGGUUCAGGAGGCAAAUGGAGAGGUGACACCACUGAGGGCCAGGACAGCGGCCUGGGAACGUGCUGCAGGCAACGCAACGGCCAAAGGUUUCGUCCAGACAGAACUUAAGCCGUCAGCUACCUCCCGCGUCCAUGUGGGGAGCCCUACAGGGCCCAGGUUACCCACGAGCGCAGUGGCCACUACUUCUGUGAACAGCAAAGCUAUCACCCAUGUGACUAACAACUCCCCAACAGGAUGGUCAUCACCUGCCUGGAGCAGCACAGCGAGUUUCAGCUCCCGUCCCGUUGUAUCCCCAAGUGCUCUGGACACUCACCUAUCUGUGCCCCAAGGCCAGGCAGUCUCAAAAGGUGUGAAGACUCAGCUCAACUUGACCACAGACUCUUCAAGCACAGCAGUCACCCCGGCCUGGACCUCCUCAGCCUCUAGGACACAACAGGCCCGAGAGAAAUUUUUCCAGAACCCUUCCCCGGCCCCAGCCCCAGCCAGCAGCAGUACCGCCAGCAGGGUCCCCACUGUGGUGAAUGGCUUCACCAGCAAAGUCACCACUGUGGUGACUGCCCCUACCAGCAGAGUAUCCACUGUAGUGACUGCUCCUACCAGCAGGGUCCCCACUGUGGUGAAUGGCUCUACCAGCAAAGUCACCACUGUGGUGACUGCCUCUACCAGCAGAAUGUCCACUGCGGUGACUGCCCCUACCAGCAAAGUCACCACUGUGAUGACUGCCCCUACCAGCAAAGUCACCACUGUGGUGACUGCCCCUACCAGCAGAAUGUCCACUGUGGUGACUGCCCCUACCAGCAAAGUCACCACUGUGAUGACUGGCCCUACCAGCAAAGUCACCACUGUGGUGACUACCCCUACCAGCAGAGUGUCCACUGUGGUGAAUUCCACUAAUGGCAGGGUCACCAUGGUGGUGAAUGCCCCCACUGGCAAGGUCUCCCCUGUAGUGAGUGCCACAGAUGGCAGGGUGCCCACUGUGGUGAAUGCCCCCACAGGUAGGGUUCCUGCUGUGGUGAAUACCUCUGCCAGCAAAGUCUCUGCUGUUGUGGAUAUCCCCGCCCACGAAAGCAGCCGGGAACAAGCACUAAGUGUUCUUAGGAAGGCUCUGCCAGGGCUGACAGGCACUGGUACCCAGGCUCCAAGCAGGUCCUCCCCAGCCACUUCCUCUGUCCUGAUCACCCUGCCCAAGGAUGAAGUGCCACACAAAGGUCCCUCGGCCAAGCUAUCACGUUCAACCACCCAGGCCCUUAGUCCUGCUUCAAAGAUGGAGCCCACAGCCCCACCGAGUAUGGGCAAUACCCCAUGGACGUCUGUAUCACUCCAGGCUGGCAAAAAGAGCCCCGGUGUUUCUCCAGGGGUUGGUAAGACCGGCGCUGGCUCCAGGCCACAAGCAGAGGUGGCAGUUGUCAAGGGUCCAAGCCCCACCUCUCAGGAAGGCCAAGAGGAGGGGCCAGAAGGAUGGAGGGCCCGGCUGAAGCCUGUGGAUAAGAAAAACCCUGCCAGGAGGUCUCUGGAGCAAAAAGAGCCAGGCCUGGCAGAGCCGAGGGCAGGGGACACUUCCAGGGAAGCCUCCGGUAGUUCUGACUCCAGUAUCCAUAUUGUCUUGACUUCCGUUCAGCACAAGAGGAGAGUAUGCUUGGCUAGGCCCGGGCCCAGCCUUGCAGCCCCCUCUCCUUCUCCAUCAUGCCGCAAGAGACUGCCUGUCUCUCCCAGCCUCGAUGUCUCUGCUGAUUGGCUCCAGCCAGAUCUCAAGAACCAGGAAGAUCGGACCAGGAGCGGUGAGGAGGAGAAGACACCCACCUGGGGGACAACAGAGAGGUCUGCAAUCCUGGACCUUGCUCCACCUGGUGAGGCUGCGACCUCCCCAGUCAGGCUGCACCCCAGCUAUAUCCCCCAGGAGGAGCUGCAGAGACAGCUGAAGGACAUUGAGAGUCAAUUGGACGCCCUGGAGCUCAGGGGUGUUGAGUUGGAGAAGCGGCUGCGGGCAGCUGAGGGAGAUGCUUCUGAGGAUGGCCUCAUGGUGGACUGGUUCCGUCUUAUCCAUGAGAAGCAGCUGCUGCUGAGACUUGAAUCGGAACUCAUGUACAAGUCCAAAGACCAGCGCCUGGAGGAGCGGCAGCUGGAUCUCCAGGGUGAGCUGCGCAGACUGAUGGACAAGCCAGAGGGUCUGAAGUCCCCCCAGGACCGCCAGCGGGAACAGGAGCUGUUGAGCCAAUAUGUGAACACCGUGAAUGACCGAAGUGACAUCGUUGACUUCCUGGAUGAGGAUCGGCUCCGGGAACAGGAGGAAGACCAAAUGCUGGAGAGUAUGAUCCAGAACCUGGGCCUCCAGAGGAAGAAGUCCAAGUCCUUCUUGUCCAAGAUCUGGUCCUCGAAGAGCAAAAGUGGGCAGGCCUGAGCUGCGUAUGGCUCCACUAGGGCCCGGCCCUUCUCAGGAAGAGACUGGUGCUGUGGCUCCAGGAGGGAGGCUUGGGGUACCAGGGCCCAUGCUUCCCACUCUGGGUCCUCGUAACCUCAAUAAAGACACUGACCCUCCCUCAUUGGCCUGUAUAUAUCACUGUGCCAGGGGCCGGGUGCCUGUGUACCAGCCCUGA
Molecule: messenger RNA, 3470 nt
Organism: Grammomys surdaster
Lineage: Eukaryota; Metazoa; Chordata; Mammalia; Rodentia; Muridae
Gene: Micall2
Product: MICAL like 2
Exons: 17
Coding region: 50-3274 (1074 amino acids)
Molecular function (GO): protein binding
Source: RefSeq, a predicted model, not a curated record